Molecule: messenger RNA, 1264 nt
Organism: Menidia menidia (Atlantic silverside)
Lineage: Eukaryota; Metazoa; Chordata; Actinopteri; Atheriniformes; Atherinopsidae
Source: the annotation of a GenBank genome assembly
UACCGCCGCCAUCAUUAAAACGGAGGACACCGACCGGAACUCUCUUAAACCCUAACCCUGUGAGAAAUCAGGACGGUUAUCUUUGGUGAUCAUGGGCCGCCACUUCGGGGACUUGGCCAAGAUUAGGCACAUCAUAACAUACAGCAUCUCCCCCUUUGAGCAGAGGGCUUUCCCCAACUACUUCUCAAAGGGAAUUCCCAAUGUGUGGAGAAGGUUCACAGCCUCCUUCUUCAAAGUUGCCCCUCCUAUGACCCUCAUGUAUCUGACCUAUACCUGGGGCAACAGUGCCUAUGAGCAGGGCAAGAGGAAGAAUGCUGCUGACUUUGAGAACGACGCCUAAAUCUCUCAUGCCGCUUCUCAAAAAAUGCUUUUGUGUCAUAUACAUGUGACUAAUAAAGAUUAAAUAUUAUUUAUGCCAAACCAGUCCAUUUUUAUUUGAGUUUGUUGUGAGUUAAACCAUGUUUUAUUUGGUGUAGAUUUCAAAUAAACAAUUGUUAUGAUUCAGUGAAUACAACAUAAGGUGAUACAGACUUAUGUGUCGUUACUGACAGGAAUUUUACUCAUUAGUGAAGUUGAGUUUGUUUUUUUUUUGCAACUCAUGAAAAGGAUUUCUUUUGAAAUGUCCAUCAUUGAAGUAAAUGGUUCAAUGGGAGAAAAAUUCUGUAUAUCCAUUUUUUUCUCUGGGAAAAAGAAAAAGAGGAUAUUUGUCUCACACUCAAUGGCACUGCAUAAGCCUCCAUUCUUAGGCUUUUUCCUGUUGUAUAAAUGUAAGUUAAUAGUUCACUUUAUAUACAUUUUAAAAACUAAAUCCUAUUUCAGACUUCAGAUAUUGUGAUAGGUGCGCCACUGCACAUUAGUUUUGGCCACUACUAUGGUGAUGUUAUUAGUAAUUUCCAGUUUGUUGCAAUGUACUCACGUACUGGUCAUGUUAAUUAGAUGAAAAUCAGACAAGCCUUUAGAAAAUCUAGUGAAACUGGAUUUGGCAUUAAAAUACUACAUUGAGUUUCACUGUACGCCACCUUUCCUUCUUAAACAUGUAUUGACAUUAGGCUACAUAAGAUUGAAAACCGAAAAGGCACUGACAUGUAAUAGAACAGUGUGUAUAUUUUCAACUUUUCAGUACUCUAUUUUGGCUAAGUUGCAAGACCUGCCAAUUAGUAACCUGGGGUAAUAUAAGAAUUAUCUAAAAAUGAUAAACGAUUCAGAUGUGUAAUGUUCCUGAAGCCGUCAUCAAUAGAAACUUGAAAUAAAAGUUUAUCAACGU